Penicillium argentinense is the source of this 1311-nucleotide messenger RNA. RefSeq lists its product as uncharacterized. The record is from RefSeq and is a predicted model, not a curated record. Lineage: Eukaryota; Fungi; Ascomycota; Eurotiomycetes; Eurotiales; Aspergillaceae. The coding region runs from base 1 to 1311 and encodes 436 amino acids. The transcript is spliced from 2 exons.
AUGGACGAUGAUUCCAUCGCGGAGUUACUGGCCAAGGAGGCCCGAGAAUCUUCUCAGAGGUACUCAAGAGAGGGUCUUCUCGCCUACCAGACUCGAAGACCAGCCGGCAAGCCUAACAUGAGGUUCCUGCGAAAUCUCUUGAUGGAUACGGAUAGUCACAAUACUGCUCUAAAGCGUAAAGAAGAGAGAGAAGCGAGGGGCCGGAUGCGCGAAUUGAGUGAGAAGAAACGGGAUGAGAUACACCCCCGAACUUCUGGGAAAGGUGAUCAAGAUCGCCGGUCCAGCGUGCGAGAUUCGGAGAGACGCCGCCGAGGAGAUGACAAAUAUGACCUUCGUGACGAAGACCGAGACCGAGAACAUUCGCGCCGCUCACAUCGACGGAGCCACCGCCACCGCAGCCGUUCUACUAGCACGUCCUCGGAGCGAAAUCGGUCCCGCAGACAUCGACGAGAAGAGACUCGGGAGAAAUUCAAAGUUCGGGAAACAUCCAGCAAUCGCGACAAGUACAGAGAUCAUGACGAUUACAGGGACCGCAAGGAGUACAGAGAUCGCGAUAGACAGAAGAAGCGGGAAAGGUCGAAAGAUCGAGACGGAGAGGGCAGGGAACGCCGACGAGAUCGACAUGGACAUCGCUCCUCGCGGUCAGACCGGCGACACCGAGAGCGAUCAAACUCGAGUUCUCGCAGUCGGUCCCCGCGCCGGUCCAAGCACACCAGCAGGUCUCGUUCUCACGAACCGGACAGGGAACAUAAAUCGAGGCACGAGGACGAGCACUGUUCGCCGAUUCAAAAACAGACCGAGAGGAAAGAGGAUGACAAGCUGCGUCGUGAUAUUGAAAACGAAUCAGACUCUCUUGAUGAGCUUAUUGGCCCUACUUUGCCGGGUGACAGCAAAGCGCCUAUUCGUUCCCGCGGUCGUGGCGCCUACAAAUCGAACACCAGUGCGAUUGAUUCCCAUUUUGUAGCUGACUACGACCCUGCUCUUGAUCUGCAUCUCGAAGAUGACGAGCAGCCUACCCAAAAGAAACCACGUCACGUCGUGGGUCUGUCACAAGAAGAUGAUUGGGACAUGGCGCUCGAAGCCUUGCGCGAUCGGGCUCGUUGGCGUCAAAAGGGAGAGGAAAGGUUGCGUGCUGCUGGAAUGAAUGAAUCGACGAUCGAACGAUGGAAGUCUAAUGCGUCCUCUUCCGCUGUGAAUGGCGACGAGAAACCAGAGCAGGUGCAAUGGUCGAAGAAGGGAGAAGGCCGCGAGUGGGAUCGUGGUAAAGUGAUGGACGAUAGGGGACAUACCGACGUUCAUGCCCAAUGGUAG